Molecule: messenger RNA, 243 nt
Organism: Brugia pahangi
Lineage: Eukaryota; Metazoa; Nematoda; Chromadorea; Rhabditida; Onchocercidae
Source: the annotation of a GenBank genome assembly
AUGAGAGUAUGGAACAUAAUACUUUUCAUCUGUUUUCAUCAAGUCUUAAUUGAAAUAUUAUACUGCCAUUUUGAAAUCGCAGUUUUGAAGCAUAGAUAUACUUCAAAUUUACUGGAUGUUAUCAAAGUAUUGCAAGGAAAAAAUAUGAUUUUAUUCUUCCAGCUGUUUAUUAUUCAAUCAUUUCACAACAAUUACCAAGAAAGAAAUUGUCUGAAGUUACAACUUCGAAUUCCCGAAAAAUAA